AUCUUUCUGUUCGCAAUAAAUUUGUUUACAUGUCUGCAUAUUUCUGUCAAUAAAUACCUACAUGAAAAUGGCAUUGUUUAAAUCAUUUUUUGCCCGGCAAAUGUUAAGCACUCAUCAGGCAGUACUCUCCACAAUCAGGACACAAUCCACCAACCUCAAACCAGACCCAGAUGCCCCAGUUGAAAUGGAAAAUCCAUUCAAAAAAGAACUGAAACAAUGUAUACUCUGUAAACUUAAUAUAGAUCCCGAUUACAAGAAUUACAGAUUAUUAUCGCAAUUUCAAUCUCCGUACACGGGCAGAAUCUACCCGAGGCAUAUAACUGGUCUAUGUAAAAGAAAACAGAUGCAAGUGGAGCAGGAAAUAACCAAGGCUCAGGAUUUAGCCUAUAUGCCGUACACUUACAAACAUAAAAUAUUUUUGAAAGAUCCAAAAUUGUUUGACCCUGAAAACCCAGUGCGUUCUCAUAGAUUUUAAUUUUUUUAAGUUAAUGAUAUUUAGUUAGUUAGAGUAAUAAAAUGUUAAAAUAAA
Molecule: messenger RNA, 529 nt
Organism: Bombyx mori (domestic silkworm)
Lineage: Eukaryota; Metazoa; Arthropoda; Insecta; Lepidoptera; Bombycidae
Gene: mRpS18C
Product: mitochondrial 28S ribosomal protein S18c
Biological process (GO): mitochondrial translation
Cellular component (GO): mitochondrial small ribosomal subunit; ribosome
Molecular function (GO): small ribosomal subunit rRNA binding; structural constituent of ribosome
Source: RefSeq, marked provisional